UUCUAACAUUCAUUCUGGGGGUUUGCUAGUGAUCCCAAUCUCUCCUCCGAGGUUGGUAGGAUACAAAUUACCGAAGGUUAAGAAACAGAGAGAGAGAGAUACAGAGAGAGGCAGAGAGAAAGGUGGGAUUUGCUGGCAGUCAGAGGGAGGUUGUGUGUGCGCUGAUUGGAUAUAAACACUGGCAUAAUAUGAUUUCUGCUUCAAGGAACAGUUCCCGCUGACUGAUUUAGACCUGUUCAACAUUCGUCUCUUUGACGGAGAAACGUGAUUUUCCCAGAGCUUUGUGAUGACCUAUGCAUGGCCAGCCUGGUGCACCUCUGAAUGAUGAAGGCUUCUUACAUAUUCAUCAUCCUCUUUCUACUCGACAGGACUGUGAGUAUAUCAGCGAGGACUGUUGAAGAUAUGGUGGCAGAAUGGAUCCGCUACAGAAAUGAGUGUCUGGUCAGGAUGAGCGCAGAACCCGGGCCAGACGAAUUGGUAUGCAGUCGUAUGUUUGACGAAUAUGCUUGUUGGUCAGAUGGACAACCCAACUCUACAGUCAAGGUGCCCUGCCCCUGGUACCUACCUUGGUACAACCAAGUGCGUAGUGGCUUUGUGUUGCGUGAGUGUGGCCCUGAUGGCAAAUGGGCCACCAGAAACUCCAGUCAAACCUGGAGGGAUCAUUCUCAGUGCCAACCUGAGGACAGCCAACAGGAGGAGGAGAAGCAAAUUAUUAUUUAUGCCUGCUUUCGGGUCAUGUACACAGUGGGCUACUCUCUCAGUAUGGUCAGUCUCUGUGUGGCUCUGAUUAUUCUUCUCUUUUUCAGUAAGCUCCACUGUACCAGAAACUACAUCCACAGCAACUUGUUUGCGUCGUUCAUUCUGCGAGCUCUCUCCAUCCUGACUAAAGAUGCUCUAUUGGGUAAAACCUACCUGGAGUUCGCAGACAACAGGGAAAUCUUUGAAGUGAACAGUAACCAGGCAUUGUCCAGCUGUCUUGUGGCUCAAGUGCUGAUGCAUUACUGUGUGGGAGCCAACUACUACUGGCUUCUCGUGGAAGGCCUGUAUCUGCACAACUUGCUGGCACUGAUGGCUUUCUCUGAAAACUGCUUUUUUGGUGGAUAUCUGUUGAUAGGCUGGGGCACCCCAGUGUUAUUUGUCUUUCCCUGGAUUCUUGUACGUUACAUGUAUGAAGACACAAGGUGUUGGGAAAUAAAUGAAAACAUGGCUUACUGGUGUAUAAUCCGUAUCCCUAUUCUCCUGGCCAUAAUGGUUAACUUCUUCAUCUUUAUUCGCAUCAUUCUGAUCCUUAUAUCUAAACUGAAAGCCCAUCAGAUGAGAUAUACUGACUAUAAAUUCAGACUGGCCAAAUCCACAUUGACCCUGAUCCCUCUGCUGGGGAUCCAUGAAGUUGUGUUUGCGGUGUUGACGAAUGUGCAAACAGAUGGAGUCUUUCACAAUAUCAACCUCUUCUUCCAGCUCUUCUUGAACUCUUUUCAGGGUUUACUUGUUGCCGUCCUGUACUGUUUUGUCAACAAGGAGGUGCAAGCAGAAAUAAAGGCUACAUGGCAGAGGCUGAAGCUGUGGUUGACUUACCUAGAUGAACUGAGAAAUAGUGACAGUAACACACUGCAGACUCCUGUCAGCAUGCCUCCAUCUUCCCAGUGUCACCAUCUGUCUCUUUACAAGCUACCUGACGGCUGCCCAGAGGUCAGCCACCUCUCUCCUAUGCCCCACACCUCUCUUUCACCAGCUCCUCACCCUCAGGUUCCCACUACUGACUGCUACGCCUACCACCAAGACAAGAUGGGAGACAAAUAGGUGAAAACUUCCUGGCAUGUCGCUGCUCAUACUAAGGAUAGAGGAGAGGAUGAUGAGAAAUUAUAUGAAAUGUAUUGCUAAAAAAUUCAAAAUGGUCUUAAUAUUUCUUAAAUAAUUUGAAACUAUAAGUAAUUAGCAUGUCCAAUCAAGACACUCUUUGACUAAGGUCAAGAUUUCACAGCACAAAUGGCUUUCACAAUCAGAGGGUUACAUUAUGUUAUCCUCUGUAGGUGGAUCUGUAUUUAGGCAUCAGGCAUUUUUUUUGACUGCUCUGUAUUUCUUCAAGGCAACAGAGUGAAUCUCAAGUAUGACUCCCUUCUCUGAGCACUUGAUUAAACAUAAAAUAAAACAGUGACAUUGUCACUUUGUGGACAAUUAAAGGGUCAUAUCCUGCAGCAUAAAAAAGCAGUUCUCAUUUUAUUCACACAGAGGAAAUAACUAUUUUAUUUCUUUUGCUAUUCAAGCGGAUGUGAAUUUUUUUCAAUUAACAAUAUUAUCUAUCUUACUGUGCACGGUUGGAUCUUAAUUCUCCAUGCAGCCAUCCAAGGUACUUUUGCAAGUUAUUAUAAUAGCUCAUUCAAUUCCCCACAGAACAUAUUUAGACAUUCAUUUCCACUUUUAUAAUGCAACUGAUAAAUGAGAGCAAUUAAGCAAAAAAUGAAUACUCAGAACAAGACUAAUUGCAUAAAAAUAUUACACUUGUAAUGAAGGUAAAACUUGUUUGUAGUCAUUUAUUUAAAAAAGCAAUGUGAUGUGUUGGUCUUAUUUGAACCACUUUGACUGUGUUAAAUCCCUCUUUCAAAAAAUAAUCUGUCACUGUAAAUGUGUGUAAAACUAGGUUUUACUGGCACUGCCACCAUCUAGUGACAGAAACAGAAAACACACUGUAAAAGGGAGAAUUUCACACUCCUAUGAAAUCAUGCAGAAGGUUUAAUGAACUGCUUAUUUUGCUGGCAGUUCUACUGUUGAGUAAUGUCUCAACUCUACAUCAUAUACAUAAUUUGCUACAGGUUUUAUUGAACAAAGUUAUAGCAUAGAUUCUCCAUUAGCAUUAUGUUCAUUUCCAUAGGGGAAAAAACAAAACAAAAACUACUUAUGUUCUCUUUUUAAAUACUAGUAAAGCAAAUGUGGGAAAAAAUGUUAGCUCCCCUUCAAAAAAAGGGGAGUAGGUGAGGUAAUGUACAUUUAAAUUGUCGUUGUCUAAAAGACAGAUUUUGAAAGGUCAGUUAAAUGUGACAUUUGGCCUAAAUAUAUACUUUUUGUUUUAGUCCAACUACUGCUGUGUUUUAUGAUAUAAGAUGUAAUAGUGUUCGUGACUUUUCUUAUCGAUUUACUUUUAAUAAUAUAGUUUUACUAGAUAUACUGUUUAUAUUCAAAUGUCACAAACAUACAGUGAUUGUAACUGAAAUAACAUGAAUAAUAAAAAGACUAGUUGUAGAGUCUUGAGUGAUGUGCUUAUUGAACCAAGGAGUGAAAGGACGACCAUUUUCAAAAAGAAGUGAUGGUUAACGACACCAGCUGUCAGCCACUUACAAUGCAAUCUUCAGAACCCUUCCAAGGGGAUUA
Molecule: messenger RNA, 3366 nt
Organism: Haplochromis burtoni (Burton's mouthbrooder)
Lineage: Eukaryota; Metazoa; Chordata; Actinopteri; Cichliformes; Cichlidae
Gene: gipr
Product: gastric inhibitory polypeptide receptor
Exons: 15
Coding region: 322-1800 (492 amino acids)
Biological process (GO): cell surface receptor signaling pathway; adenylate cyclase-modulating G protein-coupled receptor signaling pathway
Cellular component (GO): plasma membrane
Molecular function (GO): G protein-coupled peptide receptor activity; gastric inhibitory peptide receptor activity; peptide hormone binding
Source: RefSeq, a predicted model, not a curated record